ACUGGGUGGGGUUUUGCCAGUAGUUGGGCAUUUCCUUUCGGAUUAAAUUUCGUUGUCAGACUGGUAUUUAAAUAUGCUGCAGUAACGAAGCCGGGGAAGCCAGUGGAAACCAGUGACCGCUCAAGAUUCUACGCUAUAUUAUACCUGUAUUAUUGUUUUCUUCAUUUGAUUCGAAAAAAGUAUAUUAUAUAGAACAGUAUUUUGAAGAUUCAACCGCGUCAGAAUUCAAAUGUAAGACGACAUCACAAUUUGCCAGCUUGAAACGUGGAUCAUUUUUGGGAUUCCUCUACAGUUUGAAUGAAAAUCGUGCUUUUUAGCUGUGAUAUGUAAAUGUGCAUGUAAAAAUGACUUAGGAUCACUAGUAUGUGUUUAGUCUAGCCAAGUUACUGGCUUAUAGUGGUCUGUGCAUCUUUGUCUCGUGUUUGGCCUGUAAAGACUUGGGGAACGCUUUCCAUUCAAGGAUAUGUCUGCAUAAUAUUUGAUUGAAAGAAAAAACAAACCAUCUACUAAACCAGUAAGAAAGAGAUCAUCCGAAUUAUUUUAAUAGAAAAAGCACCAAUAGAGGUCCCUAUAGAGUAUAAGAUUGUCCAUUGUCGAAUUGCAUCAUGUUCAGCUGGUUGGGUACCGAUGACAGGAGGAAGAAGGAUCCUGAGGUCUUUCAGACAGUCAGCGAUGGCCUCAAGAAGCUCUACAAAACCAAGCUGUUACCCUUGGAGGAACACUACAAAUUCCACGAAUUCCACUCGCCCGCCUUAGAGGAUGCCGACUUCGACAACAAGCCCAUGGUUCUCCUUGUGGGGCAGUAUUCCACUGGAAAGACCAGCUUCAUACGAUACCUGUUGGAGCAGGAUUUCCCUGGAAUGCGGAUUGGGCCGGAGCCCACAACAGACUCCUUCAUUGCAGUGAUGCAUGGAGACACGGAGGGGGUGAUCCCUGGCAACGCCCUAGUUGUCGACCCCAAGAAACCCUUCAGGAAGCUCAACUCCUUCGGAAAUGCCUUUCUCAACAGGUUUGUGUGUGCCCAGCUUCCCAACCCUGUUCUCGAGAGCAUCAGUGUGAUAGAUACUCCUGGUAUCCUGUCUGGAGAGAAGCAGAGGAUCAGCAGAGGCUAUGACUUCGCAGCCGUUUUAGAGUGGUUCGCCGAACGCGUGGACCGCAUCAUCCUCCUGUUCGACGCCCACAAGCUAGACAUCUCAGACGAGUUCUCAGAGGUCAUCAAGGCCCUGAAGAACCACGAAGACAAGAUCCGGGUGGUUCUAAACAAGGCUGACCAGAUCGAGACGCAGCAGCUGAUGAGGGUUUAUGGCGCCCUCAUGUGGUCGCUGGGGAAGAUCGUCAACACGCCUGAGGUCAUCCGUGUCUAUAUCGGGUCGUUCUGGUCACACCCAUUGCUCAUCCCUGACAACCGUAAACUGUUUGAGGCGGAGGAGAAGGACCUGUUCAAGGACAUCCAGUCACUGCCCCGCAAUGCUGCCCUCAGGAAGCUCAACGACCUCAUCAAGAGGGCACGGCUCGCUAAGGUCCAUGCCUACAUCAUCAGCUCUCUGAAGAAGGAGAUGCCAAGUGUGUUUGGAAAGGAGGGCAAGAAGAAGGAGCUGAUCAACAGCCUGGGAGAGAUCUACAGUCGCAUUGAGAGAGAACACCAGAUCUCCCCUGGAGACUUCCCCAACCUCAAGAAGAUGCAGGAGCAACUGAACGCCCAUGACCUGAACAAGUUCCAGCCCCUGAAGAUGAAACUGCUGGACACAGUGGAUGACAUGCUGGCCCAUGACAUCGCCAGCCUCAUGGUGCUGGUCAGGCAGGAGGAGACCAACCGACCCCAGCAGGUGGUGAAGGGAGGGGCCUUUGACGGUACCCUCAAUGGGCCCUUUGGCCAUGGCUACGGCGAGGGUGCUGGAGAGGGCAUCGAUGAGGCAGAGUGGGUGGUGGCCCGCGACAAGCCAAUGUACGACGAGAUCUUCUACACGCUGUCGCCGGUCAAUGGGAAAGUGACAGGUGCCAACGCCAAGAAGGAGAUGGUGAAGUCCAAGCUGCCCAACACUGUGCUAGGGAAGAUUUGGAAGCUGGCUGACAUCGAUAAGGAUGGGAUGCUGGAUGAUGAGGAGUUUGCCCUGGCCAAUCACCUGAUUAAAGUCAAACUAGAGGGCCACGAGUUGCCCGCCGACCUCCCCGGUCACCUCAUCCCCCCCUCCAAGAGGAAAAUCCCUGCUGAGUAGACCCACCCCUGCAUCCUCACUUCCACAGGGCACUGAAGAAGAAAGGGAGUUGGUAGGAGGAAGGGCAGGGAAUGAUCUUCGGGGGGUGCGGGGGUAAAUUCAUCAAGGUUGGACAACCACGCUUCAACAUGAAACAAAGAAAAGUUUUAACUUUGUGGUCAUGCUUAGAGAGAGUAAAAAGAUUCAAAUUGUUGGCUUGCUCUUCUGACCUAUGUAUGGUUUUGUUUUGUUUCUUUUUUAAAUUAAACUGGGUUGAAGGGGGUAAAUGUCAUGGUUCAGAGUUGGGGGAACUGAUAUUGGACUCUUACUGACUGCACCACCUGCAUGCCAUAUUAUUAAACACCCCCGCUUAGAGUGUGCUAUCUGUGACAAUAACCUGCAUUAUCAUUGGAUACAUGAACCCUGUCUGUUUCUCAAGCAUAAAAGAUUUUGUAUUUUAUUUGAGCCUGAAUUUGAACCUACGUCAUAUUUCCCUUGGCAUAAAAUAGGCAUGUUUCAAAAAGGAUCAACUUAAUCUUAAUCAUCUUUAUUACUUAUCAUCUUUAAAAUACAAUAACGGCUAAAAUGCAGUGAUAUGAACCCUUUAAAAAAUAAAUCGACAUAUUCUAUUUUCUUCUUGUGAACAGGCGGCAUCCUAAACAUGCAGGCCCUUCGUAGCCUGACCAAGAGACUGUUACAACUGUAUGGCUGUCAUGUCGGAAAUCUGAGAGUUGGUAGACCUUUAAAUGUAUAAUGUUUUGAAAGUGCUUUCUAGUAACUUGUAUCCCUGUCCAACGUUUGUAUGUUUAUACCUACGUAUUUAACCUAUUAUUUAGAAUACUUCACUGUUGAGGGAAAGAGACUUCAAUCUUUCCAUAGACAAGGAGGGGAACUGACAAUGGAAACGGACAAUUUCCUUAGUUAUGCAUUCAGUGUGCACUGUUUACCUAAUUAAAAAGCAAAGGUUUUAAAUCAGCACUUUCAUUCAAUUACUGUACUCAGAUCGCUUCCCUCAAUACUGUAGAUAGCACAAAAAAUAGUUACAUUCUUCCUAUACUGUGACUUUCAAUGUUCAUCAUAGAGUGUAUAUCUACCAUAGAGACUAGGUUCUAUAUUUUAUGAUAUCCACUAGUGUUGUAGUUGAGACCACUUCUGGAUAUUAUCCACCAUAAAGAAUAUAUCAUAAUCCAAAUACCCCGUGUUUGUGUACCUGAUUGGUCAGAAACAGAAAUUGAAUAGGUCAAAUAUAUAUGGGUAUUGUAUAUAGAAAAGGCCCCCUAAUUGCGUGUUCAGGGCAAGUUUAAUUUCGUAGCUACAGUAAUACUGGGACCAUGUUGGGGGAACACAGGUCUGAAAGGAGUUCUUAGGGGAACUGAUAUGUUGAGAAUAUACAGCACACAGUAUGAAAGGGCUCUAUUCAAUCCGUAGCACUGAAGAUCCGCUUUAUAGAGCGAUUGACAAUUAAAGACAAUGUUCCCGUGGUCGUGGAGACUGCAUUCACUGUAAACGCUGCGUAUGUCGACUCAAUCAGAAUGAGUUUCUCCCACUCUGUACACAAGGGGUAAGUUUCUUUCCCUGGCUGAUAUGACUGAUACUAUUUUCUCCUGCUGUCAGUCUGUUGCUGCUGACAGUACGCUAAGUAUCCUGUUGUCAUCAAUCUGUUGCUGCUGACAGUACGCUAGGUAUCCUGUUGUCAUCAAUCUGUUGCUGCUGACAGUACGCUAGGUAUCCUGUUGUCAUCAAUCUGUUGCUGCUGACAGUACGCUAGGUAUCCUGUUGUCAUCAAUCUGUUGCUGCUGACAGUACGCUAGGUAUCCUGUUGUCAUCAAUCUGUUGCUGCUGACAGUACGCUAGGUAUCCUGUUGUCAUCAAUCUGUUGCUGCUGACAGUACGCUAGGUAUCCUGUUGUCAUCAAUCUGUUGCUGCUGACAGUACGCUAGGUAUCCUGUUGUCAUCAAUCUGUUGCUGCUGACAGUACGCUAGGUAUCCUGUUGUCAUCAAUCUGUUGCUGCUGACAGUACGCUAGGUAUCCUGUUGUCAUCAAUCUGUUGCUGCUGACAGUACGCUAGGUAUCCUGUUGUCAUCAAUCUGUUGCUGCUGACAGUACGCUAGGUAUCCUGUUGUCAUCAAUCUGUUGCUGCUGACAGUACGCUAGGUAUCCUGUUGUCAUCAAUCUGUUGCUGCUGACAGUACGCUAGGUAUCCUGUUGUCAUCAAUCUGUUGCUGCUGACAGUACGCUAGGUAUCCUGUUGUCAUCAAUCUGUUGCUGCUGACAGUACGCUAGGUAUCCUGUUGUCAUCAAUCUGUUGCUGCUGACAGUACGCUAGGUAUCCUGUUGUCAUCAAUCUGUUGCUGCUGACAGUACGCUAGGUAUCCUGUUGUCAUCAAUCUGUUGCUGCUGACAGUACGCUAGGUAUCCUGUUGUCAUCAAUCUGUUGCUGCUGACAGUACGCUAGGUAUCCUGUUGUCAUCAAUCUGUUGCUGCUGACAGUACGCUCGGUAUCCUGUUGUCAUCAAUCUGUUGCUGCUGACAGUACGCUAGGUAUCCUGUUGUCAUCAAUCUGUUGCUGCUGACAGUACGCUAGGUAUCCUGUUGUCAUCAAUCUGUUGCUGCUGACAGUACGCUAGGUAUCCUGUUGUCAUCAAUCUGUUGCUGCUGACAGUACGCUAGGUAUCCUGUUGUCAUCAAUCUGUUGCUGCUGACAGUACGCUAGGUAUCCUGUUGUCAUCAAUCUGUUGCUGCUGACAGUACGCUAGGUAUCCUGUUGUCAUCAAUCUGUUGCUGCUGACAGUACGCUAGGUAUCCUGUUGUCAUCAAUCUGUUGCUGCUGACAGUACGCUAGGUAUCCUGUUGUCAUCAAUCUGUUGCUGCUGACAGUACGCUAGGUAUCCUGUUGUCAUCAAUCUGUUGCUGCUGACAGUACGCUAGGUAUCCUGUUGUCAUCAAUCUGUUGCUGCUGACAGUACGCUAGGUAUCCUGUUGUCAUCAAUCUGUUGCUGCUGACAGUACGCUAGGUAUCCUGUUGUCAUCAAUCUGUUGCUGCUGACAGUACGCUAGGUAUCCUGUUGUCAUCAAUCUGUUGCUGCUGACAGUACGCUAGGUAUCCUGUUGUCAUCAAUCUGUUGCUGCUGACAGUACGCUAGGUAUCCUGUUGUCAUCAAUCUGUUGCUGCUGACAGUACGCUAGGUAUCCUGUUGUCAUCAAUCUGUUGCUGCUGACAGUACGCUAGGUAUCCUGUUGUCAUCAAUCUGUUGCUGCUGACAGUACGCUAGGUAUCCUGUUGUCAUCAAUCUGUUGCUGCUGACAGUACGCUAGGUAUCCUGUUGUCAUCAAUCUGUUGCUGCUGACAGUACGCUAGGUAUCCUGUUGUCAUCAAUCUGUUGCUGCUGACAGUACGCUAGGUAUCCUGUUGUCAUCAAUCUGUUGCUGCUGACAGUACGCUAGGUAUCCUGUUGUCAUCAAUCUGUUGCUGCUGACAGUACGCUAGGUAUCCUGUUGUCAUCAAUCUGUUGCUGCUGACAGUACGCUAGGUAUCCUGUUGUCAUCAAUCUGUUGCUGCUGACAGUACGCUAGGUAUCCUGUUGUCAUCAAUCUGUUGCUGCUGACAGUACGCUAGGUAUCCUGUUGUCAUCAAUCUGUUGCUGCUGACAGUACGCUAGGUAUCCUGUUGUCAUCAAUCUGUUGCUGCUGACAGUACGCUAGGUAUCCUGUUGUCAUCAAUCUGUUGCUGCUGACAGUACGCUAGGUAUCCUGUUGUCAUCAAUCUGUUGCUGCUGACAGUACGCUAGGUAUCCUGUUGUCAUCAAUCUGUUGCUGCUGACAGUACGCUAGGUAUCCUGUUGUCAUCAAUCUGUUGCUGCUGACAGUACGCUAGGUAUCCUGUUGUCAUCAAUCUGUUGCUGCUGACAGUACGCUAGGUAUCCUGUUGUCAUCAAUCUGUUGCUGCUGACCGUAAGCUCGGUAUCCUGUUGUUGGCAAUUUGAGUAGAUGUUGCAAAUGAUACGGUAGCCAAUAAAGGCGACCGAGCCAAGCAUUUCUCAUUCUGCUUCCUGUUUUUGUUUUGAUUAACUUCAGUAAGACUAUUUGAUCUCCUGAGACAGUCCCUUUCCAGAUGUCAGGGAGCUAUGAAUCUACAUGGACACAAAUCAGAUGACUGUUUUCAUGCACGCCAAUUAAAGGGAUGUAUUUUGAGUCCGAUUGCAGCUUCUGAUUGUAUCGCACCUCACAUGUGCUCAACAGUUAUGCUUCACAUGUACACAACCCAUUCAAUGAUAACUACAUACACUGGAUGCCUGCUCUGUGUUCAUCACAACAACUGUAAAUCCAUUGUACAGCCCCUUGUAAAUGAGAACACACAGUCUUCCCUGUCGAGCUGGUGGAGAAUACUCAAACAGCUGCUGGGGUGGCACUCGCUGAUCUAUAGGCUAAUGUGGUGUAUCACAAGUGGAGCUGUCGGUGAUGUUUGUGCAGUCACCUCUCUGAGCCAUGAAUAUAGAGAGUUAGAAGGGGUGUCCUGGGAUAUGGAUAUUUUCAUUCAGUUGUAUUAUUCAUGAUUAACAAUGAGCGGUCUACUUGGUAAACCACAGUACCCUGCGUGUGUCUUUCUGUACCAUAUGUGCGUGUGUGAUUAACAGACUUGCAGAAAACCAGUAGCCAUGUUCAUGUGUAUGUUGUUCUAUGUAACUGUUCUCCAGUUGGUGGGAAGUUGGAUGGUGAAACAUUCCGCAUAUUAUGUUCUGCUUUGAAAACGAAAUAAAGCUCAUUCAUUUAUUACAGA
Messenger RNA from Oncorhynchus tshawytscha (Chinook salmon), 6973 nucleotides. Its product is annotated as EH domain-containing protein 3. Gene Ontology annotation, biological process: endosomal transport; endocytosis. NCBI's taxonomy places the organism in Eukaryota, Metazoa, Chordata, Actinopteri, Salmoniformes, Salmonidae. The coding region runs from base 606 to 2216 and encodes 536 amino acids. Gene Ontology annotation, cellular component: cytoplasm; plasma membrane. The transcript has 6 exons. The record is from RefSeq and is a predicted model, not a curated record. Gene Ontology annotation, molecular function: GTP binding; calcium ion binding; protein binding.